UUGUCACGCCCUGUGCCAUCCAACACAGUACGUACUGUCAGGUUCUAUUUCUUGGUCCAGAGUGGUUUUUCAGGUCUGGAAAUGAACUCAUGAUCCUAUUAUUCCCAAGCUCAUCUUUUGUUGGUCUUCCCCGAGGGUCACAAAACACCAAGGGAAUGUCUAAGCCCAAUCUUCUGUCUCAAUGCCUAUUUCUAUUGCUCCUAGCACACAUCUGCCAUGUCUCCCAUGCUGAUGUUGGCACAGCUGCCCGCUACAGACCCCCAUAUUUGCCCACGGCGUGUUUCGGAAGCGAUGCCGACCAAUUCCCAUCGAGCAACCUGUUUGGGGCGGCUGGCGAGGGGAUAUGGGACAACGGUGCCGCCUGCGGGAGACAGUAUUUGGUGCGAUGCAUAAGCGCGCGUGUUCCUCGGACUUGCAUUCCAGGGCAAAUCAUUCAAAUAAGGAUCGUUGAUCGUGCACUUUCUUCGGUUUCUAGGCCUUCCAGGGAUGAUACUACCAUUGUUCUUUCUACAACUGCUUUUGGGACAAUUGCCAACCCUUCUGCUCCUUUCAUUAACGUCGAAUUCUUACAGGUUUGAAGUGGACAUACAAUUACAGGAAGAAAUUUUUCUGCAUAAUUCAUAAUUAUGUACAGCUGAAUUGUAUUUGGUCCUGUUGGUCUUAUUACUAGAUAAUUAUAAUUCAAAGGCAGCAUAUAUAAUCAUCUGGUAUGCACGUGGCUUGUUUGCUGUGGAUGGAUCGGAUGGCCUGUAAUUGAUUUAAGGAUCCCACAUGGAAAGCAAAUCUUGAUGAUCAUCAUUAUCUUGUAUACCUCUUGUUUAUCUCCAAAUAAGAUAUGUGUAAAUUUAUCGUUGGAUAGGUGUGAUAUACAUGUGAAUCUUAUAAAUUCAAUGG
Corylus avellana is the source of this 894-nucleotide messenger RNA. Lineage: Eukaryota; Viridiplantae; Streptophyta; Magnoliopsida; Fagales; Betulaceae. The record is from RefSeq and is a predicted model, not a curated record.